AUGGCCGAAGCUCAGCCCCACCGCUCCGCUCCAACGGCGACGAGUUCCGGUGGGAGUUUUGAGGCAUCACGCCGGAGUGGCCUGGUCGGGAUAAUCAAGGAAAACGCCCAAGGCCUCGUGGAUCUUGGCCUCGCCGAAAAGGGCUAUGACAUCGUCACUACCGACUGCGGAUGGCCCUCGACAAAUAGAACCGCCGAUGGCAGGAUCACUUGGAAUUCUACUCUGUUCCCUUCAGGCUUCCCAGCCUUGGGCGAGUACAUCCACGACCUGGGUCUGCAAUUCGGCCUGUAUUCAGGAGCCGGCCGCUGGCAAUGCAAUACUGAUCCCGAGCACAUCUUCCUGGUGGCGUCUUUGGGCUACGAGACCGAGGACGCACAGUCCUUCGCCGAAUGGGGCGGCGAUGCGUUGAAGUACGACAACUGCUGGGCCAAUGAGACCGAAGAUACGCACCCCUUGCUCAAUUCCAUCUCUCCAAGCUAA
Lasiodiplodia theobromae is the source of this 480-nucleotide messenger RNA. RefSeq names its product Alpha-galactosidase precursor. Gene Ontology annotation, biological process: carbohydrate metabolic process. The transcript has 3 exons. The record is from RefSeq and is a predicted model, not a curated record. Bases 1 to 480 code for a protein of 159 amino acids. Gene Ontology annotation, molecular function: hydrolase activity, hydrolyzing O-glycosyl compounds. NCBI's taxonomy places the organism in Eukaryota, Fungi, Ascomycota, Dothideomycetes, Botryosphaeriales, Botryosphaeriaceae.